CAGUCACUGAGUCUCACAGCAUAACCAAAUCUCCAUCUCCCUCCCCUAUCUUCCUUCAUUCUUCUCCUCUCUCUUUCUCUCACAAACGUCGUUCUAUUUUGCUUUCGAUUUCACUCUCAGCGUGUUUCACUCUGUACAAAUCUCUCCAUCUUCUUACUCAACUCUAAAAUUUCUUCCAUUCUGCAACUCUUUCUCUCUGUUCCUUUUUUUCUUAAAUGAAGCCUCCUUGGCCGCGAUUUGAAGUUUCUGCUUGUUGAGAUUGGUUAGCACCCAGAGUUUACAGGGAGAUUUGAACUAUGGAUGUAGCUGAGUAUGAGGAAAAACAGUUUUCAGCAAGUGAUGCCAAGUUACAUGGACAGAUGUGCAAGGCGCUUUCUCUGAUAUAUUGCAAAAUAUUGUCGGUAUUUCCUUCCUUGGAAGCAGCUCGGCCUAGGAGCAAAUCUGGAAUUCAAGCAUUAUGUUCUCUGCACAUGGCCAUAGAGAAGACUAAAAACAUUCUUCAGCACUGCACAGAAUGUAGUAAACUUUACCUGGCUAUUACUGCAGAUUCUAUUCUUCUAAAAUUUGAGAGGGCUAAAUGUUCUCUCAAAGAUGGUCUUAAACGGGUGGAAGAUAUUGUUCCACAAUCUAUUGGGUGUCAGAUUCAGGAGAUUGUCAAUGAACUUGCAAGUGUGUCAUUUGCACUUGAUCCAUCAGAGAAGAAAAUUGGUGAUGAUUUAAUUGCAUUGCUUCAGCAGGGAAGAAAGUUUAAUGACUCUAAUGACAGCAAUGAACUUGAAUCUUUUCAUCAGGCUGCUAGCAGGCUUGGAAUUACAUCUUCUAGAGCAGCUCUUGCUGAAAGAAGAGCUCUCAAGAAGGUCAUAGAAAGGGCUCGGGCAGAGGAAGACAAGCGGAAGGAAUCAAUUGUUGCUUAUCUUUUGCAUCUUAUGAAGAAAUACUCAAAAUUAUUUAGAAAUGAGUUCUCAGAUGACAAUGAUUCUCAGGGUUCUGCACCUUGUUCUCCCACUGUUCAGGGAUCCAUUGAGGAUGGUGUUCCCGGUGUUCAUUGUCAGGCCUUUGACAGACAGUUUUCUAAACUUGGUUCCUUUUGUUUUAAGCCAAAUGAUAUGAAAUCAGAGCACAUGCCCCUUCCCCCUGAAGAGCUAAGGUGCCCAAUAUCUUUGCAACUUAUGUACGAUCCUGUAAUCAUUGCUUCUGGGCAAACUUACGAAAGGUUAUGUAUAGAAAAAUGGUUUAGUGAUGGCCACAGCACUUGCCCAAAGACCCAACAGAAGCUCACACAUCUCUGUUUGACUCCUAAUUACUGUGUGAAAGGUCUUGUUGCUAGUUGGUGUGAACAGAAUGGAGUUAAUAUUCCCGAAGGCCCUCCUGAAUCUCUUGAUCUUAAUUACUGGAGAUUGGCAUUCAAUGAGUCUGAAUCCACAAAUUCAAGAUCUGCAAACAGUGUCAGCUCUUGCAAGUUGAAGGGUAUUAAAGUGGUUCCAUUAGAAGAAAGGGGUACCUUUGAGGAAAUUGGGGGAAAUAGGGCUGAAAGUUUGUCUACACAAGAGGAAGAUAUUGCGCAGUACUCAAGCCUUCUGGAAAUCUUGACUGAGGCUAAUAGUUUGAAGAGGAAAUGUAAAGUGGUUGAACGAUUAAGGCUGCUGCUGAAGGAUGAUGAAGAAGCAAGGAUUUUUAUGGGGGCUAAUGGCUUCGUUGAAGUACUUUUGCGGUUUUUACAAUCAGCUGUGCGUGAAGGAAAUUUGAUGGCUCAGGAGCAUGGAGCAAUGGCUCUUUUCAACCUGGCUGUAAAUAAUGACAGAAAUAAGGAAAUCAUGUUGGCGGCAGGAGUAUUAUCAUUGUUGGAGGAAAUGGUUUCAAAUACUCCUUCGUAUGGUUGUGCAACUGCCUUAUACGUGAAUCUAUCUUCCCUUGAAGAGGCCAAGCGUUUGAUUGGUAUGAGUCAGGCUGUUCAGUUCUUAAUCGAGCUUCUUCAAGCUGACACUGAUAUUCAAUGCAAGCAGGAUUCUCUCCAUGCUCUCUAUAAUCUUUCCACUGUAACUUCCAACAUUCCUUACCUCCUUUCAUCCGGCAUCGUUGGCGGCCUACAAAUUCUUCUUGUGGACCAGGGCGAUUGUAGUUGGAUAGAAAAAUGUAUAGCUAUUUUGAUAAAUUUGGCUUCUUCCCAAGAUGGGAUGGAGGAAAUUUUAUCGACUCCAGGAAUUAUAGGCGCAUUGGCUUCAAUAUUGGACACAGGCGAGCUCCUAGAGCAGGAGCAAGCUGUCUCUUGCCUCCUGCUUCUAUGCAAUAGAAGUGAGAAAUGUUGUGAGAUGGUGCUACAAGAAGGUGUCAUCCCUGCAUUGGUUUCAAUAUCAGUGAAUGGAAAUCCAAGAGGGAGAGAUAAAGCUCAGAAACUCCUGAUGCUGUUUCGAGAGCAGCGGCAACGAGACCAUCCGCCAGUGCAAGCUGACGCACAUCAUUGCCCUCCUGAAACUAACGAUUUGUCAAUGCCGCCUUCUGAAAUGAAGCCGCAAUGCAAGUCAAUGUCUAGAAGUAAGACAGGGAAAGCUUUUAGCUUUUUCUGGAAAAGCAAGAGCUUUUCUGUCUACCAGUGUUAAGCUCCAAAGGUUUGUAACUUGUAAAUCUCUGCAUUUCGCUUCCAAUGGG
This is a messenger RNA of Arachis duranensis, 2646 nucleotides long. RefSeq names its product U-box domain-containing protein 6. Gene Ontology annotation, biological process: protein ubiquitination. The record is from RefSeq and is a predicted model, not a curated record. NCBI's taxonomy places the organism in Eukaryota, Viridiplantae, Streptophyta, Magnoliopsida, Fabales, Fabaceae. Gene Ontology annotation, molecular function: ubiquitin-protein transferase activity; protein binding. Gene Ontology annotation, cellular component: cytoplasm; nucleus. The transcript has 6 exons. The coding region runs from base 297 to 2597 and encodes 766 amino acids.